AUGGUCGACAGGCUAAAGUUCCGCAGCGCCGUCGCCAGGGCCGCCAUGGACUUUGACCUCUCCAAGCACAGCAUCGGGCAGCUUCUGGCGCGGUGGCUUCUCCUCAAGGCGCUGGCGCCCCUGUGGGCGGGCACCAUCACUCCCAAGAUCGUUACCGUCGUCCGCAACGGCACCAUCGAGAUCCCCGCCUACUUCCGCUCCACGUCGGCGCGCUGGGCCAUGCACUGCGCACCCAACUACUGCUGCGGAAGCGACUUCUCGUUCGAGAACGGCUCUCUGACGGUGAGCGAGGGCACCUUCAACUUCCACCCUUGGAAGAUGAAGACUGGAGCGCUAUAUAGCAUUAUGGAGCGCGCAUCCUGGUGAGACGCCAACUCUACUCCAAAGUACCAAAAACAGGACAACACCGGCUUUCACGUACCACGGCCGGUCGUACGGCGUGGCCGCCUCCCCGAGGCUCUCCGCCCCUAGGCUCCGCAACGGCAACGGCAGGGUCACCGGCCUAAACUACACCGAGAAGGGCUACCUCGCCCGCGUGACGUGCCAGUACAACCGAUCUAGCGCCGUCGGGUUCGGGAGGGCCCGGUACGUGGAGCCGCCCAACAAGCCGCCGGGGCUCGGCAUCGGCGUCGGCUGGGCCAGC
Gaeumannomyces tritici R3-111a-1 is the source of this 643-nucleotide messenger RNA. RefSeq lists its product as hypothetical. The transcript is spliced from 2 exons. Lineage: Eukaryota; Fungi; Ascomycota; Sordariomycetes; Magnaporthales; Magnaporthaceae. The coding region runs from base 1 to 366 and encodes 121 amino acids. The record is from RefSeq and is a predicted model, not a curated record.